This is a messenger RNA of Thamnophis sirtalis, 4431 nucleotides long. The record is from RefSeq and is a predicted model, not a curated record. Lineage: Eukaryota; Metazoa; Chordata; Lepidosauria; Squamata; Natricidae.
CUAUCAGACUACCUGCUUAAGUACCAGGGUUUUUUGUUGUUUCCUUUAUGCCAAUGUAGCCUUCUGUUACAGUUUUCGAAAACCUCCAUAGUUUGAAAACCUUCAGCCGUACGUUAACAGCUUCUGAACUUUCCUUUUUCUGAGCUUAAUUAAUGUUUGAUAUAUUUUGUGCCUGCAGCCAGAACUGAAAGCGAAUGGGGAUUGAAUUGCUCUGCUUUUUUUUCCUAUUUCUACAAAGGAAUAAGAAUGUACAAGGAAAUUGUGAUUCAGGGAGUGCCAUGAACUGUGAAGAUUGUUUGCUCUCUGGACCAAGCUGCGGCUGGUGUUUCCAAGAGAAUUUUACUAAUCCAUCUGAAAUUCAGAAAAGGUGUGACACUCUUGAAAAGCUUAUUUCAGAAGGAUGCCAUCUGAAUUUAAUUGAAUUUCCCAUUUCCAAAGUAGAGAUCCAUGAAAACAAGCACCUGAGUGAUGGGCCACAAAUAAAUGGUUCAGAGGUUAUUCAGAUUUCUCCUCAAAAGAUAACUAUUUUCCUGCGGCCAGGAAAUGAAGAAACGAUACAGAUCAAUGUUCGUCAGACUGAAGAUUAUCCAGUUGAUCUCUACUACCUGAUGGACCUUUCAGCUUCUAUGGAUGAUGAUCUGAAAACCAUAAAGGAACUGGGGUCUACCUUGUCCAAAGAAAUGUCUAAGCUCACAAGUAAUUUCCAGAUGGGCUUCGGGUCUUUUGUUGAAAAACCAGUUUUACCGUACAUCAAUACUCUGACGGAAGAUCUGCGGAAUCCUUGCCGAAAUGUCCCAUUUGAUUGUUUGCCAACAUUUGGAUACAAGCAUGUUCUUCCGCUGACAAACGAUGCCGAAAGGUUCAAUGAAAUUGUGAGAAAACAGAAAAUCAGUGCCAAUUUAGAUACUCCAGAAGGAGGAUUUGAUGCAAUUAUGCAGGCAGCUGUUUGUAAGGAAAAAAUUGGUUGGAGAAAUGAUUCAUUACAUCUGUUAGUGUUUGUGAGUGAUGCCGAUUCUCAUUUUGGGAUGGAUAGUAAAUUAGCAGGAAUAGUUAUUCCAAAUGAUGGGAAAUGCCACCUGGAUCAACAGAAUGAAUACUCUAUGUCAACUGUUUUGGAAUACCCAACUUUAGGACAAUUGAUAGAGAAGAUUGUGCAAAACAACAUUCUGUUAAUUUUUGCAGUCACCAAGCAACAAGUUCAUUUAUAUCAGCAAUAUGCGGAUCUUAUUCCUGGAGCUACUGUCGGGACACUUCAGCAUGAUUCUGGAAAUGUCCUCCAGUUGAUUAUAGAUGCAUACAAGUCACUCAGGUCUGAGAUAGAGCUGGAGGUGCUGGGAGACACAGAUGGAUUAAAACUUGAUUUCACUGCCAUCUGCAGCCAGGGCUCUGCCUUUCCACACCAGAAGAAAUGCUCUCAUAUUAAAGUUGGAGAACAGAAAUAUCCCAAUGAAGGUACUGGUAAAUCGGUCCCCAAAUUGAUCUCCUGGAGACACAUCUAUGUUAUUUUGUUGGCAGCAAUGUGUGAAGAGUUGCCUUCUUCUGGCUUUCAACUUCUCAGCUAUGAGAUUUUAUGCUAUAAAACAGUCACUUUCAAUGUGACUUUCAGUUUAAGCCCUUCAGCUUGUGGUGAAGGGAGAAGGAAAGUCCUAAUCAAGGCCACUGGUCUUAACGAAGCAUUGGAGAUCGAGAUCCAGCCCAAAUGCAGCUGCCGUUGUCAGAAGGAAGCAGAGGUGAAUAACUCCAAGUGCAACUACGGGAACGGUUCCUUCGAGUGUGGUGUGUGUGUGUGUAACCCCGGCUACAUGGGUCCAGACUGUAAAUGUAGCGAAAAAGAUGCACUGAGUACAGGGUCCUGCAAAAGUCUCCCAGAACAGAUCUUGUGCAGCGGAAGAGGCGACUGCUAUUGUGGACAAUGCAUUUGCCACCUUUCAGCAUAUGGAAAUAUAUAUGGGCCAUACUGUGAAUGCGAUGAUUUCUCUUGUGGCAGAUUUAGAGGGCUGGUCUGUGGAGGCAAUGGGAACUGUGCCUGUGGUCAAUGCAAUUGCCACCAUGGCUGGACAGGUGAAUACUGUAACUGUACCACGGAUACCAAGAGUUGCAUUUCUAACAAUGGUGUCAUCUGCAGUGGGAGAGGCAAAUGUGUGUGUGGAAAAUGCGUAUGCACAAAUCCUGGGGUUUCAGGCAACGUCUGUGAAAAAUACCCUACAUAUGAUGAUCUUUGCAACUCUAAAUGGAGCUGUGUAGAAUGUUAUUUAGCUUCUGCUGAUCUACUGCAUCAGGAAGACUGCGCUGAAAAAUGUAAAUUGGUUGACGCAAUGAUCAGUCAUGAUGAAGAUAUUACAGAAGAUAAAUGGGUUCGUUGUGUGUUACAAGGGAAAAAUGAAUCUGUUAUCACAUUUCUGAUGACAACUAAUGAACAGGGGAAAGUCAUCAUUCAUAACAUAAAGCAAAAAGAUUAUCCACAGCCGCCAAAUAUUACAAUGAUUAUGUUGGGGGUUUCUACGGCAGUAGUCGUCACUGGGAUUGUUUUACUUUCCAUGUGGAAAUUAUUUAUUUCAUUUGAAGACCGUAAAGAAGUCGCUAAAUUCGAAGCAGAGAGAUCGAAGGCCAAGUGGCAAACGGGAACAAACCCCCUCUACAGAGGCUCCACAACAACUUUUAAGAAUGUAACAUACAAGCAAAAGGAAAGGCAACGUGGCAGUCCUGCCAAUGCAUACUAAUAAUUCAAAAUUAUUGGAAAAAAACAGUUCUGGAAAACUUUUAUUUUUUUAAAAAAGGAAGUUUGCUCUGUUUUCUUCUAAAUUUGUUUGGAGGGUUGUAGUAAAACCACUAUGGUGGUAUGGAAGUUUUAAGGUGAGAGCAUAUGUGCUUUCAAAAGUGGGACUGUUUUGGAACCAGGCAGGGAGCUGAGCAGCAGUAGAGGAGAUUAAAUGACAAAGAACCAUCUGGGCAUGUAGGAAUGCACCAAUUAAGCAUGACAUGAAAAUAAUAUCUGGUGCAAUUUUGCAGUAAUGAGAUUUGGGGAAUUGGUCUGAAUGACCUUUCAAGAAACCCAUUUCAACUCUUCCUUCUGAUCUCAAAGUAAUUCAAGAUGUUAGAACAAAGCAUCUUCUCAAACUCUGCUAAGGAGUAUAGUUCAGCCAGUUUUGUCAGUCCCAGUCAGCAUUUUACUGCACGUUUAAGAUAUACCUUUGGAGUAUUUGCACCUUAAAUAUUACUGGAUAAAGAAACAGAUUUCAGUUUUUAAAAGAAAGAAAACUUGGGAGAGAAAAGCGUUCCUGAUUUAUUAAUAAAGUACCCAGCACUUACAGCUGUAUUUUUAACCAUGGUGCAAUCUUAGGUAUUCUGUUUGGAAGUCCCAUGAAGUUAAAUGAGAGAGUUUCCUAUGAAAUGUUUAGCCCUCUAGACUAGAGGUUGAUGGAUUGAGGAGAGCCAUGUUGUCUAAAGAUGAAUGAAGGUGAUGAUGAGGGAUAUGAUGAUGACCAGUAGUGGGACUCAACCGGUGUAAAAAUCAGUUCGCUGAGCACGCGCACAAUGUGUUUGAAAACAGCUCUAAAACUUACCUUCCAUUGCAGCCCCGGUGAGUAAAACAGCUGAGGUACAGCAAUCCCCUCUGCAGUCCCUAUCAGCUGGGCUUCAAACAAAGGAAAUAUAGGACAGACUAGCGCAUUGGAGAGAACUGCUCACCGGAACUACUGGUUCACCCGAACCGGUCCAUACUGGCUGAAUCCCACCCCUGAUUAUUGACUAAGAACAUAAUAUGUAUGGUCACUAGAUUUUUUUCUAUGGUAGCUUUCAGAUUCUUCACCCAUUUGAUUUUUUGUAUUGUGUCCAAUGGCAUCUCUUGGGUGAACCACCAUUUUGCCCUCUAGGGCAACCCGAAUACAUACCAUGUGCUUUCCAAAUUACAAUACAUCUAAUGAACCCAAACGUUGAGGACCUAUGAUUUAAGAGAGUUGCUUUUCCCCCCAAAUAUGUAAAUAAGAUUUAAUACAGUGGGUCUCAAAGAUCUGUUAUGCUGCAAAUAUGGUUUUUGAUAAUGCAAAUUUUAAAAGAUUGUUUUAAAAAAAAAAAAAAGAAAAGAGUAUGUGUGUUUUAUCCUGAAUAUAAGUUGGAUAAUGGUGAUGGGAGUUUUUAUUAUGAAUGUACUGUGCAUUUAAGACACUGGAAACAUCUGUUGUUUUUACUGAAAUGGUUUUGACCCAAGGCUGGACCUAAAAUAAGGCCAAAACAUUAUCAGUACUGUAAUAUUAUUAUUACUCUUUGGAGUCCUUUGGCAUUAUUUUCUAAUAUGCAAAUGGAACACUUUUUUUAAAAAGAAAGGAAUGUUGUGUUACAUUUUUAAUACGUUGAUAUGUAAACUGAUUUUUUAAAUUGUUUUCACAUAGAUUCUGUGAUAUAAAAUGGAUAAGUAAAAGAAAGUCAAAUAUU